AUGGCUUCCAACGAUAAGGGUCUUGAAGACAUCCCAGAUACCCAAAUCGAGUCCAACUACGAUGAAAUCACCGAUUCGUUCGACGCUAUGAACCUUCGCUCUGAAUUGCUGCGAGGUGUCUAUGCGUACGGUUUCGAACGCCCGUCUGCUAUCCAGCAGCGGGCUAUCAUGCCAGUCAUCAAGGGCUCUGAUGUCAUUGCUCAGGCUCAGUCUGGAACUGGAAAGACUGCCACUUUCUCCAUCUCUGCUUUGCAGAAGGUUGACACAAACCUCAAGGCCUGCCAGGCUCUCAUCCUGGCUCCCACCCGUGAGCUUGCCCAGCAGAUCCAGAAGGUCGUCGUCGCCAUUGGUGACUUCAUGAGCAUUGAGUGCCAUGCUUGCAUUGGUGGUACCAGUGUCCGUGACGAUAUGAAGGCUCUUUCAGACGGCCCUCAAGUCGUCGUCGGUACUCCUGGCCGUGUCCACGACAUGAUUCAGCGCCGUGUCCUCAAGACUGACCACAUGAAGAUGUUCGUCCUCGACGAGGCUGACGAGAUGCUUUCUCGUGGUUUCACCGAACAAAUCUACGACAUUUUCCAGCUGUUGCCUCAAUCCACCCAGGUCGUCUUGCUCUCUGCCACCAUGCCCCAGGAUGUCUUGGACGUUACCACCAAGUUCAUGCGCGACCCAGUUCGCAUUUUGGUCAAGAAAGCCGAACUUACCCUUGAAGGUAUCAAGCAAUUCUACAUUGCCGUCGAGAAGGAGGAGUGGAAACUCGACACCCUCUCCGAUCUUUAUGAGACCGUUACCAUUACUCAAGCUGUCAUCUUCUGCAACACCAGGAGAAAGGUCGACUGGCUCACUGAUAAGCUCAUUGCCCGUGAUUUCACUGUCUCCGCUAUGCACGGCGAUAUGGAACAAGCUCAACGUGAUGUUAUUAUGAAGGAAUUCCGCUCUGGUUCUUCCCGUGUCUUGAUUGCUACCGAUUUGCUUGCUCGUGGUAUCGAUGUCCAGCAAGUCUCCCUCGUUAUCAACUACGAUCUCCCUGCCAACCGUGAAAACUACAUCCAUCGUAUUGGUCGUGGUGGUCGUUUCGGCCGUAAGGGUGUUGCUAUUAACUUCGUUACCGCUGAUGAUGUCCGCAUGAUGAGAGAAAUUGAGCAGUUCUACAGCACCCAAAUUGAAGAGAUGCCCAUGAACGUUGCCGAUCUUAUUUAG
This is a messenger RNA of Uncinocarpus reesii 1704, 1197 nucleotides long. Its product is annotated as eukaryotic initiation factor 4A-6. The record is from RefSeq and is a predicted model, not a curated record. Gene Ontology annotation, molecular function: ATP binding; RNA helicase activity; RNA binding. The coding region runs from base 1 to 1197 and encodes 398 amino acids. The transcript is spliced from 6 exons. Lineage: Eukaryota; Fungi; Ascomycota; Eurotiomycetes; Onygenales; Onygenaceae.